Messenger RNA from Knipowitschia caucasica, 3441 nucleotides. NCBI's taxonomy places the organism in Eukaryota, Metazoa, Chordata, Actinopteri, Gobiiformes, Gobiidae. The record is from the annotation of a GenBank genome assembly.
AUGGCGUCUGUGUCGGGAGGCGAUCGUAAACGCGCUCCGUCCAAAGAGCCGGAGCUGUCUCUGUCCUGGUGUAUCUCAAAACUGCAGAGAAAGCCGCAGAAGGAGCUGGAGCGGCGGGCGCGGCAGGCGCAGUGGCGUGCCCUAGUGGCCAUCCGCACACAGCACAUCAAAGGACACAGGGGGUCUCUCUCCCGGUUCCGGAUGGAGGGUGGUCUGUCUUCGUUGCUGCUGCUGCUCAAACAGUCGGACUGCAGUUCCAAGACUCUGGACCUGGGACUGAGCAUCCUGGCCAACUGCUGCACGGAGAGAGAGUCCUGCGUCCAGGUUCGUAAGCUGGACGGCAUCAGAAUCAUUGUGGACAUCCUGAGAAGACAGGGGACGCUGCUGUCGGUGCAGAACAGAGCAGCUCGAGCUCUGGGAAACCUGGCCAUGGACCCACAAAACUCUGACCUUAUCCAUACGGCAGGAGCUGUUCCUUUGCUGCUCAGCUGCAUCUCUCAGGCUUUGUCUCCCCCGUCUUCUGGCUCCUCCCCCUCUGGCCACUCCGCCCUGGACACGCCUCCUCCCUCUGACAGUGCGCUCUCGUCCCCCGGUCUGCAGUGUGCGCAGUCGUGUAGCCGUGCGCUGCUGUACCUGUGUGACUCGGCCGCACACCGCCUCUCUCUCCUCUCCCUCGGCACUGUGUGUUCGCUCGCCCCGCUCCUGGCCCCGCCCCUCCCGCUGCCGCUGCGCAGGGCGGCGGUGCGCGCACUGCACGAGCUGACGCGCAGCUGCACGGCCGAAUGUGCGCGGCAGCUGGUGCGCUCCGGGGCCCUGGAGCAGCUGGGGGCGCUGGCCUGUGGGACAGGGGAGGAGGCCUGCGGAGGGGGGGAGGUGGCCUGUGGGACAGGGGAGGAGGCCUGCGGAGGAAGGGAGGAGCAGGAAGUGAGGGAGGCAGCUCUGAAGACACUGGCCAACCUAUGCGCACAGGGAUGUCUGCGCCCCCUGGUGGGAUCCCUGGGCGUCAUCCGCAGGUUCUGUGAGGAGGUGAAGCAGGACCUCCUGAAGUCCUCCCUGUUCCUCAGAGCUCUGUGUCUUUGCUGCAAAGAAGCUGUGAACAGAGUCAAAGUGAAGGAGUGUGGAGGACUGGAACUGCUCACAUGGUUCCUCUCUGAGCACCAGGACCAUCAACUGACCAGACUGGCCAUCUCCGCCUGCGUGGACUUUGUGUUUGACGAGGUUGCCAUGGAGACGCUACAGGAGGCAGGGCUUGUGCAGGUGCUGGUGCAGCGGCUGGUGCGUGCAUGUAAAGACCGGAGCAUCACCCCCCCUGCAGACACGGCGCGGGACUGCAGCACCUCAUUUGACUUCCCUGCACCCGAAGAGAAGAAGGGGGCGCUCUGCUCCUCCAGCUUUCUCAGCCUCAGGUCCUGGCUGCUGUCUGAAGGCCUCAUCUCGUCUGAGGGAGAUUUGCUGGAAUCUUCCUCCACCACUGAGACGGACUGGAGCACACUGCAGCUGCCCACUCCUCCAGCCAACAACACUGCUGCUGCUGCUACCACUGCUACCACUCUUAUCACUACUACUGCUGCUACUACCUCCUCUGCUGCUACCUCAGCCACGGGUUCGUCGAGUCCCAUACCUGUUCCUCCUUCUCCUCUCUCCUCCUCCACUCCCAAAGCCGCCUCCUCCUCUGCUCCUCCUGCUGCCAAGUCCCCUGUGUCUCCAUCUAAGUUCAGGCUGUGCUCUCCACAGCGGCGUGGGUCACGAGAGCGCCCUCCGCUGCUCAGACUGAGCAUCCAGACACCUCCUUCAGCUUCGGCCUCUCGUCCGCCUCCCUACCACCCGUACCACCCUGAGCCCUGGACCGCAGAGUCUCCCAUCCUGCUGCUGCUGUCACGUUUCUCCCAUGUCCCGGACCCCGCAGCCGCCUUGGGGAGUGCCGCUGUGCUGUGGGGGCUUCUGACCUACGUGAGUGAGCACCCCGACCCCAGCGCACGCUGCUUCAGGCUCCUGCUACGCCUCAGCCUCAACCCCAACUGUCUGCACGCUUUGGUGCGCAGCGGAGCAGCCGCCAUGGUGCAGCUGCGGCUGUGCAGAGGGGAGAGAGAGGAGCCAACGCAGAGACCGAGAGAGGGGGAGGAGCCAACGCAGAGACCGAGAGAGGGGGAGGAGCCAACGCAGAGACCGAGAGAGGGGGAGGAGCCAACGCAGAGACCGAGAGAGGGGGAGGAGCCAACGCAGAGACCGAGAGAGGGGGAGGAGCCAAAGCAGAGGCCGAGAGAGGGGGAUGAGCCAACGCAGAGACCGAGAGAGGGGGAUGAGCCAACGCAGUGUCCGAGAGAGGGGGAGGAGCCAACGCAGAGACCGAGAGAGGGGGAGGAGCCAACGCAGAGACCGAGAGAGGGGGAGGAGCCAACGCAGAGACCGAGAGAGGGGGAGGAGCCAACGCAGAGACCGAGAGAGGGGGAGGAGCCAUUGCAGCGUCCGAGAGAGGGGGAGGAUCCAACGCAGAGCCCACACAUCAGGGCCAAAGUGCGGCAGCUCGGUCUCACUCUGCUCAGUAACCUACAGCUUCAAUGUGAGGGGACGUUUGGAGCCGGAGUCCUGUCUCACCUGCUGCUGUCUGGACCAGAGAGCGACCGGCUCAACAGUGCCCUCUGCCUGCCUUUGCUCACCAGUAAUAAGAGUCUGUUGAAGAAGCUCUUGUUAGAUGGUGGUGGUCUGCUCUUGGCUCUUCAGCCUCUAGGGGGCGACACAGACUGGGACCAGCCCCCUCCCCCCUCCCCUCAGUGCCCUUUGCGUGCGCUUUACCUCCCCCUGCUGGCUACCUGCCUCAGUGCACUCACUGCGCUCUCUGCAGCCCGCAUAUGCCCUGAUGCCCCGCCGUCUCCGGACGCUAAGAAGCCCCGCCCCCUGCCCUGUUGUUACGAGGACUGCAUGCAUGACGUCACGUUCCUAUUGGACAACGGCGAGACUUUGUCGGCCAAUCGCGUUGCAGUAUCCGGGGAGCAGAGCCAGUAUUUCCGUGCGCUCCUGAGCGGCACGUUCAGAGAAGCUAACGCAGACGUUGUCCGCAUCAGAGACGUGACCGCCGCCGAGCUCCUCCCGGUCCUGCACCAGCUCCACGGCUGCCGCCUCAGCUCACACUACUGUGCUCUGCAUCUGACCACAGAGGAAGAAGCUCGCUUCCUGCACUCGCGUCUGUGCGCCGCCAUGACGGGCGCCUGCCGCUUCCUUGCCGACGGCCUGCGCUUUGAUCUGGAGCAGCUCUGUGUCGCUCGCUUGGAGGCGCUGACGCAGAGAGAGGUUUCGGACUGCGUGAGGAGCACAGGCGUCUGUCUGAACUCUAAGACCCGCAAGAGAAAGUGUGCGGGCGCAGCGCUGCACUGUGGCGACGGCAGGCUGUGGCCGCAGCUGCCUCAGAUAUACUGCUUCUCUCAGAGGUUACAGAAGGAUUAA